AUGCAGAUGAUGGAGGUGGAGGAGAUGCAGAUGAUGGAGAUGGAGAUGCAGGUGAUGGAGAUGGAGGAGAUGCAGAUGAUGGAGGUGGAGGAGAUGCAGGUGAUGGGGAGAUGCAGGCUCUUCGCGGUCAAGUGCGGCGGCUGCUUCGAGGCCAUCGCGCCCAGCGAGCUGGUCAUGCGCGCCCAGAAGAGCGUCUACCACCUGGGCUGCUUCUGCUGCUGCGUGUGCGAACGGCAACUGCGCAAGGGGGACGAGUUCGUGCUCAAGGAGGGGCAGCUGCUGUGCAGGGGCGACUACGAGAAGGAGCGCGAGCUGCUCAGCCUGGCCAGCCCCGCCGCCUCCGACUCGGGCAAGAGUGAGGACGAGGAGAGUCUGUGCAAGGCGGCGCACGGGGCCGGGAAGGGCGAGGACAACAAGGACCACAAACGCCCCAAGCGCCCUCGCACCAUCCUGACCACCCAGCAGCGCAGGGCCUUCAAGGCCUCCUUCGAAGUGUCCUCCAAGCCUUGCAGAAAGGUGCGGGAGACCCUGGCGGCGGAGACAGGGCUGAGCGUCCGCGUGGUGCAGGUCUGGUUCCAGAACCAGCGGGCCAAGAUGAAGAAACUGGCCCGCCGGCAGCAGCAGCAGCAGCAGGACCAGCAGAGCGCCCCUAGGCUGACCACUGCUCCGGCCAGCGGCGCGGGCAGCGGGGGCCCCGGGAUGGACGGAGUCAUGAACCCCUACACGGCACUGCCCACACCGCAGCAGCUCCUGGCCCUGGAGCAGAGCGUCUACAGCGCCGACCCCUUCCGGCAGGGCCUCACGCCGCCCCAGAUGCCCGGGGACCACAUGCACCCCUACGGUGCUGACCCUCUGUUCCACGACCUGGACAGCGACGAGGCGUCCCUCAGUAACCUGGGCGACUGCUUCCUCGCUGCCACCUCGGACGCCGGGCCCCUGCAGGCGCGCGUGGGGAACCCCAUCGACCACCUCUACUCCAUGCAGAACUCCUACUUCACUUCCUGA
Messenger RNA from Sorex fumeus (smoky shrew), 1005 nucleotides. Its product is annotated as LIM homeobox transcription factor 1-alpha-like. Gene Ontology annotation, cellular component: nucleus. Gene Ontology annotation, biological process: regulation of transcription by RNA polymerase II; neuron differentiation. NCBI's taxonomy places the organism in Eukaryota, Metazoa, Chordata, Mammalia, Eulipotyphla, Soricidae. The transcript is spliced from 7 exons. The coding region runs from base 1 to 1005 and encodes 334 amino acids. The record is from RefSeq and is a predicted model, not a curated record. Gene Ontology annotation, molecular function: RNA polymerase II transcription regulatory region sequence-specific DNA binding; DNA-binding transcription factor activity, RNA polymerase II-specific.